CACUAACGAAACCUUCUAAAUAGCUAACAAUAAUGGGCAAGGCUUUGGAUCUCAAGUAUGCCGAGCUCAUGCGAGCGCAUCCUUUCGGCACGGCGCUGUACCUACCGAUUCCCUCGAGUCAAUUCCAGCCCGGAUUUAUCGGAUAUUUUGACUCGACUGGGGCCUGGAAUCCCAUCGGAGAUCUCACGUCGUCGAUAAGCUUACCGUCGGGACUGUCAUCUAUCGACGGCACAACACUGAAACGCGCUCCAUCUCAGAAGCAAAUAUGGGGACCGAAGCUGGGCAAUGAGACAAGAGGUCGCGCGAUUGAUCUGAGUAUCGGCCUUGGGGCGAUACCUAUGCUGGCAGCAGCAGCACUGCCCUUCGAUGUCUCCGCCUGCUUCCGAUUCCAGGCAGAUAAAAAUCAUGGAGCUGUUCUUCUGACCAGUGGUCCUGUUGUUCAUGAACGGUAUUAUCAUAAAGAGCCUCUUCUUCAGUGGAUGAAGCAGAAUGCGAAAGGCAUAGUGAAAUCAUACCCUGAGGUCAAAGAAAAUGGCUUGUGGAUCAUUACUUCGACGUGGGCAGCAGAGAAUGCAUCGGUCAAUUGCUGGAACUCUAAAGGCAAAAGUGUUGAUGUCGGGUUCAGCACAACGGUUCUUGAGUUUGGCGAAGUGGCCCCCAAGGGGAGUUAUCUGCAUGGAGGAAGCGCAGAGGGAUGGAUAAGCACUCAGAGUGAUGAUAAUGGCAAAGGCCACGUUGUCUUCUUCCACGGCAUAAGAUUCACGUGGGUUCCCAUUCGCGGAUUGGCAGAGAAGAAGGCCCCGGGCAGAUUCCGAGGUGAAGGCCGUACAGCCUCUGCAUCUUUGACAACAUUUGAGGAUGACUUGGGCGAUGGGACGUUCGAAGUACGGUAUGAAGACCAAACUGAGAAAGAGGAACUAGAUGCAGUACACCAGGACAACGAUGAGGAAGACGCAUGGGCGUGAACGUCGCUGUGUGAUGCGUAAGUCAAUGUUUAUUGAGAAUUUACCUAUCACCAAGCGGAAAGUGUCCUCACACCCUUAUUCGUAGAUCCAUCAUUAUGAGUUUUGAGGCG
This is a messenger RNA of Fusarium verticillioides 7600, 1075 nucleotides long. RefSeq lists its product as hypothetical. The transcript is spliced from 3 exons. Bases 33 to 965 code for a protein of 310 amino acids. The record is from RefSeq and is a predicted model, not a curated record. NCBI's taxonomy places the organism in Eukaryota, Fungi, Ascomycota, Sordariomycetes, Hypocreales, Nectriaceae.